This is a messenger RNA of Closterium sp. Yama58-4, 232 nucleotides long. NCBI's taxonomy places the organism in Eukaryota, Viridiplantae, Streptophyta, Zygnematophyceae, Desmidiales, Closteriaceae. The record is from the annotation of a GenBank genome assembly.
GUGCGGAGUGGCGGACGUGAUGUUGGAGAUGGACCGCAUCCUGCGCCCGCUGGGCUACGUCAUCGUGCGCGAGGUGGAUGCCUCGCACGUGCGCCUCAUCCAGGCCGUGGCGCGCGGCAUGCACUGGGACGCCGUCUCCAGCAUUCAGAAGCACAACGAGACGCUGCUCACCUUCCGCAAAACCAUGUGGCGGCCAGAUCCCGUGGCCGACUCGACAAAGAACGAGGAGUGA